Messenger RNA from Camellia sinensis, 2101 nucleotides. The record is from RefSeq and is a predicted model, not a curated record. NCBI's taxonomy places the organism in Eukaryota, Viridiplantae, Streptophyta, Magnoliopsida, Ericales, Theaceae.
GGAUAAUGUGCUAAAAUAGUAUGUGCUAUUUUAGCACAUGCCAAACAACCACUUAGUAAGAUUGUUCAGUUUUUUCACCAAUAUACUUUCUAAGAUCUUUAGUAAGAUUGUGAUUGGAAAGUAAAAACGUGUCUGUAAGAGUGAAAAAGAAACAACGUGUCCCUUGGUAGGAAAAAGCUUCAACAGGAUUUGUUUGAUAGUCUCACGAAGGUGAUGACCAAAAAAGCCCACACAGAACAGGACAUGACACGAAUGCAAUAGUUUUGAAAAAUAUAGUACACGAAAUGUCAAGAGGCUCAAAAUAAAUAAUUUUAUAUAUUUAUUAUAUGUUAUGUAUAGAAUUUUUUUAUUUAAAAACAAUACUACAUAACAUUAAUUCCUUAAACCCAAAAUAGUAGUGAUUAUUACAUAUGACUGUAGAUUGUUUUUUUUAUCAUCAAUGCAUCAUAAGUUUAAGCACAGAAAAAAAUAUUCAAUAAAAAAUGGGUUAUUCCCCUAUCUAAGCGCUUUCCCCUCUACAAUAGUCAUCUCAUGUAUGUUUAAUGGUAGGCACAUGAACCCCUUAGCGUCCAAAGCUGUUCGAGUCAAAAAAUUAGAAAGAGGACAUAUUGAAACAUGCGUCCAACACGUGUCUGAAAGUGUCGACGCCACAUUCUUGAAAGCUCUGCAAGGCAGCAUAAUGCUUCCAGAAUCCAGAUCAAGGACAUGGCAUUGAAAAUGUCGGGUGCCUAUAAGCAAUGCAAACCCUGUACAGGUUCCAGCAACUACAAGAAAGGACAACGAUCUUUCCCAGACUUUGAUACAAUUUCAGAAGGGGUUCCCUACCCCUACAUGCAACCAGGAAGCUCGAGUUCAACACCUGCAUGGGAUUUCACUACCACAGGUCACCGGACCGGUGGAUCUGAUUCGAGGUUCACAGGGGCAUAUGGCGGUGACCGGACCCCUAGAGGAUUAGAAUCUAUCUCCGCCCGGACUGGUGAAGUGGUGCUAGAGGAUGAUGAUGAGCCCAAGGAAUGGAUGGCACAGGUGGAACCUGGUGUUCAAAUUACUUUUGUUUCACUUCCUAAUGGUGGGAAUGAUCUGAAACGAAUCCGCUUCAGCCGGGAGAUGUUUAACAAAUGGCAAGCUCAACGAUGGUGGGGUGAGAACUACGAUAGAAUCAUGGAGCUCUAUAAUGUCCAGAGAUUCAACCGGCAAGCUCUUAACACUCCCCCAAGGUCUGAGGACGAGAGAGAUUCUUCUUACUCAAGACUAGGAUCGGCCAGGGAGAGUCCUAUAACUUCAUCACUAAACAAAGAAUGGACGCCAAGAAACUAUUAUAAACCUUCUGGCAGUAAAGGGAAUUUCCCACCAGAGCCUCCAGAUCAAGGAGGCAGCCACCACUACAACGCUGGGUCCAGUACUUAUGUUACUAGUGGCCCAAAGGGUGAGACAUCAUCAAUGGAUGCAUCAAGGACAACAACGUCCUCUAGAGACGAGGCUUCAGUUUCAAUCAGCAAUGCUAGUGAAAUGGAAUCGGAAUGGGUUGAGCAAGAUCAGCCUGGGGUUUACAUUACCAUCAGACAACUAACUGAUGGCACUAGGGAGCUGCGGCGUGUCAGAUUCAGCCGUGAAAGGUUUGGAGAGGUGAAUGCCAAGACCUGGUGGGAAGACAAUAGGGAGAGAAUACAAGAACAAUAUCUUUGAAUUAUAUACAUAUUUUUCACAGGGCUAAUUCUGCAGUUAGAGCACACUUUCUCUGGAAAUGGAACCAUUACAUUUUGCUUCUAAGCAUGUGAUGGUGCAAAUCUAUUUACUAAAAGGGAGUCACCACCGAUUCGAUUAUCAACUACAAUAGUUUUAGGAUCGAAACGGGAUCAUGUCCUAAUGCUCUUUGAUGAUCCCUGACAGUCAGGCAUUUGUGAUGAUGAUUCAGUCUGUACAGUGGCCCUAUUAUAGUAGAUAGAAAUAUAACUUGAAUGGAAUGCCAUGUAAGGAUACAGUAAUGGUGUAGUUUCUGGAGGCCUUUUAUUUUAUAUUUUACAUAUAUAUUCUUUUUUGUUGUUUCUGUCUCUGAUCUUUCACAUGUCAUCAUACCCAUAUUUGAAAGAGACAAAAAAAA